GCCCCGCCCCGCCCGGUCGCGGAGCGGUGGCAGCGCAGGGAGGGCCCGGCCCCGGGAUGUGAGUGCGGCUGGGGCCACACCCAACCCAGCUGUACCAGCAUGUGCCGGAGACACGCUGGCCCAUCGUGUACUCGCCGCGCUACAACAUCACCUUCAUGGGCCUGGAGAAGCUGCACCCCUUUGACGCAGGAAAAUGGGGCAAAGUGAUCAGCUUCCUGAAAGAAGAGAAGCUCCUGUCGGACAGCAUGCUGGUGGAGGCGCGGGAGGCCUCGGACGAAGAUCUGCUGGUGGUGCACACGCGGCGCUAUCUCAGCGAGCUCAAGUGGUCCUUUGCGGUUGCAGCCAUUACGGAGAUCCCCCCUGUCAUCUUCCUGCCCAACUUCCUCGUGCAAAGGAAGGUGCUGAAGCCCCUGCGGACCCAGACGGGAGGAACCAUAAUGGUGGAGGCUUCCACCACUGCUCCAGCGACCGGGGCGGGGGCUUCUGCGCCUACGCGGACAUCACGCUGGCCAUUAAGUUUCUGUUUGAACGAGUGGAGGGCGUCUCUAGGGCCACCAUCGUGGAUCUGGAUGCCCAUCAGGUGCCUGGGGCAUCUCCUUGGGUGUGGAGGAGAGUCCUGGUUUGGCCAAGGAUGCCUGCCUGUGAGCACGCCCGUGUGCUCCCCGCAGGGCAAUGGGCACGAGCGGGACUUCAUGGGUGACAAGCGCGUGUACAUCAUGGACGUCUACAAUCGCCACAUCUACCCCGGCGACCGCCUUGCCAAGCAGGCCAUCAGGAGGAAGGUGGAGCUGGAAUGGGGCACGGAGGAUGACGAAUACCUGAGUAAAGUGGAGAGGAACCUGGAGAGAGCCCUCAAGGAGCAUCAGCCUGACGUGGUUGUGUACAAUGCGGGCACGGACAUCCUCGAGGGUGACCGCCUUGGGGGGCUGUCCAUCAGCCCGCAGGGCGUCGUGAGGCGAGAUGAGCUGGUGUUCCGGAUGGUCCGAGGCCGCCAGGUACCCAUCCUCAUGGUGACCUCGGGCGGGUACCAGAAGCGCACGGCCCGCAUCAUCGCCGACUCCAUCCUUAAUUUGCAUGGCGUGGGGCUCAUCGGGCCUGAGGCAGCCAGCGUCUCGGCACAGAACUCAGACACCCCUCUGCUGCCCCCGGAGGUGCCCUGACUGCACUGCCCUUGAGUGGCUCCCUGCCUGCUGCCCACCCACCUGCCCCUCAGUGCUUCUCCUUUUCCAACCAAGGGGUGGGGGGGCCUCGCGCACAGCUCCACUCUCUCCACUGGGUGUCGGGGGUCUCCAGGCCCCUCUGUGGGCGGGGGCAGAGGGCAGGGCCUGAGUCCCAGCACAACCCACACGGUCACGGUCACGGUCAUGGCCUGACCAGGCCCUGUGCAGACAGACAGUGGUUCUCCCAGGAGGGAGGAGGGCAGGUGAGGCCCCCGGGCACAGGGAGGGCCCCCAGGGGUGGGGUGUUCUGGUUAACAAAACAGUACGACCGUUUCAGACCGAGGACAUUUCCGUCUCUCCUGAGGCUGGGCCUCCUCCCUCCUCAUCUUCACCCUCAUCUCCUCGUCCCAGGCCUGGGAGGGCUGAGGGGUGCUGGAGCCAGGCCUCGGGAGGAGGGGGGGUCCCUGCAUUCCCAGCCAGCGGGCAGGAGCCUUGGGCCUGGAUGUCCGGGCGGCAGGGAGGGGGACACAGGUGGGUUUUCCCUUCUGUCACCCUCCAGCAGAGCAAGGGCUGGACCAGCUUUCCCAGAGCCUCUGCCUGGCAGUGCGCGGGAGGGGAGGCCUGAGGGGCCCCAAACCCGGAUCUCCACAGUGUCUUGCCCAUCCAGGGAGAGCGGCAGUUUGGGGGGUAGAAUGCGUGGCUCAGGGACAGGCCUCAGCUCUGGAGGCUUGAGGGGGCAGAGGCAGGCGGGGCUCAGAUGGGGAAAUCGGGGCAGUGCAGGUGGCCAUGCUGGGUCCUGCAGGUCCAGGCGGGAAUGGGAUGCGGGUGAGGCCAGGCUGGAGUUCCUGGAGGAGAGUGGAGGGUCUGCAGGUGGUGAGGGCAGGGGCUGCAGCCUCUGCUGGCCUCACCCAAAGUGCUGGGCCCUGAUUGCGCUCUGCAUUUGGGGUCCCAGGUGGGCUCUGACCUUGUCCUCAGCUCUACUCUGAGAGGGAUGCUCAGCCCCUCCCCGGGAAGCUGGCACAGUGAUGGGGAGGGGUGCACACUCCUCCUUGCCGGGGUGUGUUCUUCGUGAUGAGAUGGGGUGGGGCGGGAAGGCCGUCCAUCCAUGGUCAGUGUGGGUGUGGGACGUGUGCUCCUCGCCACCUGGGGGUCUCCUGAAUUCGCCCACUUUCUCCCUUAUCCCCCUCACUGCUGUCUCUGCCGGGGUUGGGGGUGCUUCCGGGAAGGGUCCCAAGAUCACCAAUUGUCGAAAAUGCUGACCACCUGGACCAGCCCUGAGGCACUAAUCAUGGCUUGGACGCCCCACCCUCCCUACCCCUCCCGUGGUCUCUGUCUCUGACUCGAGGCACCUAACACCCCUUCAACUCCCACUCAAGCCGGCGACCUCUGGGGGCAGGCGAGGGGCUGGCUUGUCCCCAGGGAGCCCAUGUUUGAGAGACUCAUAAAGGCUCUUCUUGAUCAGA
Molecule: messenger RNA, 2623 nt
Organism: Camelus dromedarius (Arabian camel)
Lineage: Eukaryota; Metazoa; Chordata; Mammalia; Artiodactyla; Camelidae
Gene: HDAC11
Product: histone deacetylase 11
Exons: 9
Coding region: 156-1160 (334 amino acids)
Cellular component (GO): histone deacetylase complex
Molecular function (GO): histone deacetylase activity
Source: RefSeq, a predicted model, not a curated record